This is a messenger RNA of Elgaria multicarinata webbii, 4088 nucleotides long. RefSeq names its product ubiquitin associated protein 2 like (gene UBAP2L). Bases 106 to 3516 code for a protein of 1136 amino acids. The record is from RefSeq and is a predicted model, not a curated record. Gene Ontology annotation, biological process: hematopoietic stem cell homeostasis. Gene Ontology annotation, cellular component: nucleus; cytoplasm. Gene Ontology annotation, molecular function: protein binding. Lineage: Eukaryota; Metazoa; Chordata; Lepidosauria; Squamata; Anguidae. The transcript has 29 exons.
AGGGGGCGGUCGCGGCCGCGCUGGGUUAGUUGUCAGUGUGUGUGGUGGCGGCGGCGGAGACUCAGAGUUCUACCUUGUAAAUACUGUUAUUUGUAUAUACUGUAAAUGAUGACAUCGGUGGGCACUAACCGAGCCCGGGGAAGCUGGGAGCAGACGCAGACGCAGAACCAGGCACAACACAAGCAGCGGCCACAGGCCACUGCGGAGCAAAUUCGCCUUGCGCAGAUGAUAUCGGACCACAACGACGCUGACUUCGAGGAGAAGGUGAAACAACUGAUUGACAUCACAGGCAAGAACCAGGAUGAGUGUGUGAUCGCCCUGCACGACUGCAACGGGGAUGUGAACAGAGCCAUCAAUGUGCUGUUGGAGGGGAACCCGGACACGCAUUCCUGGGAGAUGGUGGGGAAAAAGAAGGGUGUUUCAGGACAGAAAGACAGCGGACAGAUGGAACCCAGCGAAGAAGGCAAAGAGAACCGAGAGAGGGAGAGGGACUUCAGCCGGCGACGGGGCGGUGCAUUGCCAAGAAGGGGCCGGGGAGCUAGCCGUGGAAGAGAAUUUCGGGGCCAGGAGAACGGACUGGACGGGGGCAAGACAGGUGGAUCUUCUGGAAGAGGCACAGAGAGAGGGCGACGGGGCCGCGGGCGAGGCAGAGGUGGCUCUGGAAGGCGGGGAGGAAGGUUUUCGGCCCAAGGCAUGGGAACCUUCAACCCCGCGGAUUACGCAGAGCCCGCUAGCACAGAAGAAGGUUAUGGGAAUUGCACCAGCAAUACGUGGAACAACACUGGGAGUUUUGAGCCGGACGACGGAACGAGAGUUGAUUACAUUAGGGGUGAGGGGUCAAAUUAUCCCCGAAAAUUUGACACUGCUCCUGGUACGAGAAAUCCAGGUGCCUGGAGGACAGCAACAGAGGAAUGGGGGACUGAGGACUGGAAUGAAGAUCUUUCAGAGACCAAGAUCUUCACUGCAUCCAACGUCUCCUCUGUGCCCCUGCCUGCUGAAAAUGUGACCAUCACGGCUGGACAGAGAAUCGACCUGGCCGUGCUGCUAGGAAAGACCCCUUCUUCUCUGGAGAACGAGUCGCCCAACCUGGAUUCCUCACAGGCCCCGGCUCUCAGCCAGCCGCUGGUGUUCAGCAAUUCCAAGCAGAGCACCAUAUCCCAGCCGAGCUCGGGGAACACCUUCUCUCACCAUGGCAUGGUCAGCAUGCUGGGGAAGGGGUUCAGCGACGUCGGCGAGGCCAAAAGCAGCGGCGGAGCCAACGCUGCCACCACCACCGGCUCGCAGUUCCUGGAGCAGUUCAAGACAGCUCAGGCUCUGGCACAGCUGGCCGCUCAGCACCCCCAGCCAUCCGGGAGCAGCAGCAGCAGCACGGCCACCUCCUGGGAUCUCAGCACCACAGGCCCGUCCUCAUCUCUCGUGCAGUACGAUCUGAAGAACCCGUCGGAAUCUGCCGUGCACAGCCCUUUCUCCAAGCGGCAGGCCUUCCCUCCCGCCUCCACCAUGAUGGAAGUGUUCCUGCAGGACAAGCAGCCUGUGGCGACGUCUUCCAUCACGGCCCCACCGCCCCCGUCGUCCCCCCUGGCCAGCAAAACCAACCCUGUCCCCCAGAUGUCCCCGGGCUCUUCAGACAACCAGUCCUCAAGUCCUCAGCCAGCUCAGCAGAAGUUGAAACAACAGAAGAAGAAAGCUUCCUUAACAUCAAAGAUCCCUGCGCUGGCGGUGGAGAUGCCCGGCUCCGCGGAUAUCUCGGGGCUCAACUUGCAGUUCGGGGCGCUGCAGUUCGGUUCGGAGCCCGUGCUCUCGGAGUACGAGUCGACGCCUGCCACGAGCGCCUCCGCGAGCCAGCCCCCGGGCAGCCUGUACACGAGUACUACCAGCGACUCGCUGUCCACGAUUUCGUCCAAUAAGAGCCAAGAGUCGGGUUACCAGAGUGGCACCAUGCCUACAGCAACGUAUACCUCCCAGAACAGUGCUCAGGGACCCCUGUACGAGCAGAGAUCCACUCAGACCCGGCGAUACCCAAACUCCAUUUCCUCCUCACCCCAAAAAGACUUGACCCAGGCCAAGAACGGCUUCAGCUCGGUGCCGCCCACGCAGUUGCAUACCACACAGACAGCUGAAGGUUCUGCAGGUCCCGCUGUGAAAUCUGACUCCCCCUCUGCCCCAAGCAUCACGACCCCUCUCAGUGACACUGUGUCCGCGGCAUCCCUGCUUACCACGGCCACCCAGCAUUCAUCGGUGCUCAGCAGCCUGAAUCACACCGAGGAGCUCCCCAGCACGGCCACCACGCAACACAGCAGCACGUUACCGACCCAGCAAAACAGCCUGUCCUCCUCCACUUCCUCCGGUCGCACGUCAACUUCCACUCUCCUGCAUACCAGCGUGGAGAGCGAAGCCGGGCUCCAUUCUUCUGCAAGCACUUUCUCCACCUCCUCCAGCACCGUCUCGGCCGCGCCGCCCGUGGUCAGCGCCUCGUCGAGCCUCAGCAGCGUCAGUAGCCUGGGCCUGAGCCUCAGCAGCAACUCCACGGUGACGGCCACCACCCGCAGCUCAGUGGCCACGACGUCAGGAAAGGCUCCUCCCAACCUGCCUCCCGGCGUGCCGCCGUUGCUGCCGAACCCGUACAUCAUGGCUCCGGGGCUGUUGCACGCCUACCCGCCCCAGGUCUACGGCUAUGACGAUCUACAGAUGCUUCAGACAAGGUUCCCGUUGGACUACUACAGCAUCCCGUUCCCCACGCCGACUACUCAGCUGACUGGAAGGGACGCAAGCUUGACUAGCAACCCUUACUCGGGUGACCUCACAAAGUUUGGCCGUGGCGAUGCCUCCUCCCCUGCGCCAGCCACCACCCUGGCACAGCCUCAGCAGAACCAGACGCAAACGCACCACACCACCCAACAGACGUUCCUCAACCCGGCCCUGCCGCCCGGCUACAGCUACACCAGCCUGCCGUACUAUACCGGAGUCCCGGGGUUGCCCAGCACCUUCCAGUACGGGCCAGCUGUGUUCCCCGUGGCUCCCACUUCUUCCAAACAGCACAGCGUGAAUGUCAGCGUCAACGCUUCGGCCGCCCCUUUUCAGCAGCCCAGCGGCUACGGCUCCCAUGGAUACAGCACUGGUGUGUCGGUAACAUCCAGUAAUACAGGAGUGCCAGACAUUUCCGGCUCUGUCUAUUCCAAAACGCAGCAGUCAUUCGAGAAGCAGGGAUUUCACACCGGGACCCCGGCGGCCUCCUUCAGCCUGCCGUCUGCGCUGGGCAGCGGCGGCCCCCUCAACCCGGCCACUGCUGCGGCGUAUCCGCCAGCCCCGUUCAUGCACAUCCUGGCGCCCCAUCAGCAGGCGCACUCCCAGAUCUUGCAUCACCACUUGCAGCAGGACGGGCAGUCGAUUCUGUACUUCCAACAUCAGCAGGAAGACCAGAGUGGCACCGGCCAGCGUAGCCAGGGCAGUUCCAUCCCGCAGAAAUCACAGGCCAACAAAUCCGCCUACAACAGCUACAACUGGGGCGCCAACUGAGGGGCUUUGAGGCGCCCCCCCCCCCACUUCAACCAAGAGAUGGACAGAAGAACGACAGCGACCUAACCAAGACGGAAGGACCCCCCUCCCCCCUCCCCACCCCUGGGAGAAGAGCUCCCCUGCUCUUGGCACGGCCCUGCAGCCCCCGGCAAGCCUGGCCAGCACGGCUGGGCUUUGCGAUCUCCCCCCAGCCAACUUUACCCCCCCUAUCGUAUGUAAUAUAGAAUUUGUAUCUUCUCCCCCCCCCCCCCUUUUGUUUUUGUUUUUUCUGCAUUCAUUCAGAUUACGAGCUGUUCAGCCGUAGGGGCCUUUUUUUUUUCUUUUUCUUUUUCUACUCCUUUACUUCUCUUACCCCGUCCCCCACAAAAAAAGUACCGCCCGGCGGAUCCAAAGGAGUCAACACCUGGAAUCCUUUCCCUGCCCCCCCUACAAUGCCCUGCCCUUUAUUAUUAGGAAUAAGAGCAGUAAUUGAUAUGAACCGCGUUGUAAGAUUAAUUAGUUGAAGUGUUUUUUUGUACUGUGUUCUAAAUUUAAUGGAUAAAUGUGUCUUGUAUAUAAAAACGAAAACCCCA